GACGAAGGAAAUAAAAAGGAGGGCUAGAGAAAGCAACAAGAGCCCACGGCCACGAAGGGUGACAAAGUACUGACAUCGAUCCCACGUGAACGUUGAGUUUGCGGACAACAAGUGCAACUGGUCAGUGAAGAAGCCAGAGUUGCCGAGCUGAUCAACUCUCGAGUCCUGAUCCUUCUUUGCUAGAACUUCGAAACAAGCAUGGACAGAAUGAAAACGUUGUUGGUUCUAUUCACCGUUAUGGAAGCUGCUUAUGCCGCUCGAUUUGCCACUCCCGUCGUUCUAAAUCCGACCAUGUCCUCAUUUUCGUCGGCUACCAAGGGUGGCCACAUUCAAGCCAACGUGGAGACCGAGUUGUUCGCCGUAUACGGACAGGAGGCAGGAUUCAUCACCGAGCAGUGGUUCACCGGAGAGCUGGCAUUGAGUCAGGACACGCGGAUUCGCAUUUACAUUGACAACGAGACAGCACCAUCCCUGGAUUUCAAUCUCUUCAUGGCGCACGGUGUGGGUUGUCCGAUCGGCGACGACGAUCCCGAUUUACCGUGGCAGACUCGCCGCAUCGCACGAGAAGCUCACGGCAGUGUUUAUAAUACAUACAGAAUUCCAUUCGGUCAUUCGGUGAAGGUAACGGCGACUAUUCCACAGGCUGGAGCCUUCUGGUACAUUGUGCGAGGGUUGACCAACGUCCCAUUGACUGUGGGUGGAUUUCAGCUUCCAGAAGGUACACGACUCAAGCUGUACAAGGUCGAAAACGCAUUGCUACAACCACUGGAUUUUGUCACUGCAGCGCAAACAAGUGGCUCUACCGCAGGAUGGCUCUAUCAGGUGACACUGCAUGCAAACAGCACCGACUUCACAUAUCUUGAAGCCUGCUUCCGUGCUGACAUUGAUGGUAAGCCAACGCAGUUUCUCUCCUCUGGAACGGAGGAUUUCUUCCUGUCGGCGUACUAUUUCAACAAGGGUCUCUUCCACGGAGAUCACUCCGGUUUGACAUGCAAAGCAAACCCUGGUCAGAUGAGUGCCUACAAGUUCUUUGAAGACGACCCGGUACUUUUCUCGAAAUCACUGAAACUGACUUGGCGUUGUGGAGAGUCUAGCCAAGGAGAGAAUGGCUGCCCGAAUGUCUUCCAUCCUCCUAGCUCAAAUGACAGAUACAGCCAGGCACAUAACACUCAAACAGCCUCAGGAGCCACGUCAACGCACAUGAAAAAAUCUGGGCAAGUUGGGGCUCAUCCAACCACGGCCAGUCUAUAUUCGUGGGUAUAUGAGUAUCCACAGUAAUUGCAUUGCAGCUUCACAGCGCCACACUGCACAACAAAAUAAUCAUAAUAAUUGAUUAUGGCGAAACCAUAAUUAUUGUAAGAUCCAAUUUAGGCCUUGACGGAUUAUGCUAAUAUUUUCGUGAAAUUAUGCUUUUCGCAUUGCUGAACAAAUUGCAGAAUUAUGCUUUUUUUAUGCUAAAAGUUAUCAUAUUAUGCCGUAUUAUGCUCACAUAUGUUGCUAUUGUAUACGAUGGUUCUGUGCAAAAUAACAGGGGUAUUUUUUUGUAGAGGGCGUUGUACUGUAGUAGCAAAAGUUCAACUGGGUCAACCCACCGUCCGACCUAGCUCCGACCGUCACUGAUUGUUGGACUGGACAUGUUAUCAAGGGAGUCGUAAACCUACUACUUCCUGGUGCAUCUACUUGUACUUGUACUCGUACUAGUCGUAGGACAUGUACAUGUACAACUGUAUUGAAUUUGAUAAGAACUGGCAGAUUAUUCCAAUUUAUGCGAUUCGUAUGCAAUUUGCCUCGAAUUGUGCGAUUAUUCGAUUUUUGGUAGGAAUUAUGCGAAAAAUUAUGCUAGCAUAAUCCGUCAAGGCCUAAUCCAAUUCCAUUGAUUGUGUAGACUGCAUAGGCUGUGUAUUGCUGCUAUACGUCAUCAAAGUUCUAGAUUGAGAUUACAAUGUUCUAUUAUUUUUGAAAGAAGCGACCUGCACAACCACAAUCCUUGGCACAACCAGGGCCACGAAAUUGGGGCCAUACUAAAUUUUGGUACUGGCUCAGAAUGACUAAUUAAAG
Messenger RNA from Sycon ciliatum, 2058 nucleotides. RefSeq lists its product as uncharacterized. The transcript has 2 exons. NCBI's taxonomy places the organism in Eukaryota, Metazoa, Porifera, Calcarea, Leucosolenida, Sycettidae. The coding region runs from base 199 to 1278 and encodes 359 amino acids. The record is from RefSeq and is a predicted model, not a curated record.